Messenger RNA from Vanessa tameamea, 976 nucleotides. RefSeq lists its product as uncharacterized. The record is from RefSeq and is a predicted model, not a curated record. The transcript has 4 exons. Bases 186 to 734 code for a protein of 182 amino acids. NCBI's taxonomy places the organism in Eukaryota, Metazoa, Arthropoda, Insecta, Lepidoptera, Nymphalidae.
GCUUGUACUGUACGUUUAUUUAAAACGCAGUUAACAUUAUCAACUGGUCAGAUGAUGUCGUUCGUCUGCGAAUCGCACUGUUUAUUAAAACUGGUUUCCGAACGAAUGAAACAGAAGUGAUCAUUGAUAACAUUUAAAAAAAAUCGUGGUGGGUUUAAAAACAAAGUUUCUAAAAUAAUAUAAAAAUGAAAUGUGAAAUACCGGAAUUGGGACGAUGUUGCUUUUGUUUUCCCUUAAGGCUUGGACUUCUCGUUUGGGGCUAUGGGAAGCUAAUAGCAAGUGUAGUCCUGGUGACUUUGAUGCUGUUUAAUCUAAUCAACGAUUGGCACCGCUUUUGGGGAACAGUUGACGUAGCCUUCGCGAUUGUUUACUUAACGUUCAUAGGAUCAGUGGCAGCGGAUGUCAUAUUUCUCGUAUUAUUUGCUGUCAGUGCACACAAGAAAAACUACAAGAUAAUGGGCGUGUUUUCUAAGUUCUGUUUGUACAUGUUGGCGCUGUACGUUCUAGGCUUCGUACUUUCCGUUGUAUACGGGACGUAUGAGAGUCAUUUUCUCUCGUUUUACAUUGGAUUUACACUCGCGACGAUAUGCUUCUCCUGCAUCAUUAUUCAAAUGUAUAUUGUGAUCCUUGUAAGAAGUGAAGUGUUGAAACUGCAAAGAGGUACGAAUUUCGAAUUUGUAAAUCACGGCGCAGACGCAAUCAUCAACGUGAAGAUGGAUAUGAAUGCUGCCUAAUAAUAAUAUAAUUAUUAAUGUUAAUUUUUAUACAAAAUGACAUUUAACACAAUUCACUACACAUUUGUGUAGCAGUAUGUGUGCUCGACGGCGCACAUAAACAUAGUUAAUUCUUGGUCCACUGAUCUUUUACAAAUUAUAAUUUUAGGUUUUAAAGGCAAUUCAAGUGACAAACUUCUUAUUCGGCAACAUUUUAAUAAUAACAAUUUCGCACAAUACCGAUUGUAAAAUGCAAUUCAUAG